GGGGAGUAGGGUGCUGGGGAAAUAUGGGGAGAGAGCAAAGUGGUUAAACAGUUCCAUGAGAAGCAGAACUGAAUCUACUAUUUCCUCUACUCAGCAAGGGAAAAUGUCUAGUGGAGGGACCUCGUAGCCCUGCAGUCCUUAUUCAGCGUCAUCCAUGCUCUUCAGUUCACUUUGUCCCUUGGGUGAACAAUUAAUGUAAGCACAAGAGAGAAAAUUGGGUUGAAGCUGACAUUGAGAAGACUUUAGCAUAUACUGUGGUGAACUUUAUGAGGCUGAUGGAGAAUACCUGGCAGGAAAGGAUGGAGGAUGGGCAGAGCUGUUUCCUUACUUUAGGGCGCAGUAGAAUUUCACGAUAUUAUGCCUAUCUGGCACACGCUGGGUUUUGGGAGCCCUUUGGAGUUUGUAGCCCACCCGUUGAGUAACAUCAGCUUAAAGUGAGCAAAGUGGUAUCAGAGGAGCUAAAUAUUCAGAAAGAACUGAUGACAUUGCAUAUGCAGGAUGAGUGUGAAGGGAGGAUAUGAGUGUGUGACUGGUGAUCUGUGCUGGGUUUGGCUGGGAUGGAGUUAAUUUUCUUCACUGUAGCAGGUGCAGUGUGUUUUGGACUUGGUAUGAGAAUAGUGCUGAUGGCACGUUGAUGUUUUAGCUGUUGUUAAGUGGUGGCUAAGUGUCCCUAAGUAGUGCCUAUACUAGUCAAGAACUUGUCCAGCUUCCCCUGCUCUGCCAGGGGCACAAGAAGCCGGGAGGGGAGGGGGCACAGCCAGGACAGCUGACCCCAACUGACCAAAGGGAUAUCCCAUACGAUAUGAUGUCAUGCUCAGUAUAUAAAGCUCGGGGAAGAAGAAGGAAGGGGGGGGAAUGCAUUUGGAGUGAUGGUGUUUGUCUUCCCAAGUAACCCUUAGGCGUGAUGGAGCCCUGCUUUCCUGGAGAUGGCUGAACACCUGCCUGCCCACGGGAAGGAGCGAACAAAUUCCUUGUUUUGCUUUGCUUGCAUGUGCAGCUUUUCCUUUUCCUUUUCAUUAUUGUUGUUGUUAUUAUUAUUAUUAUAACUAUUACUGUUUUGCUUUACCUAUUAAACUGUCUUUACCUCAACCCCUGAGUUUUCUCACUUUUUACCCUUCUGAUUCUCUCCCCCAUCCCACCCCGAGGGGAGUGAGAGAACGGCUGUGUGGGGCUUAGUUGCUGGCUGGGGCUAAACCACAACAGUCCUAAACAAAAUCCAGGAGCUACUGAGUGGACAAGACACAGACUGGGCCAGCAGUUUCAGAUGCCAAUGUCAUAUUGCCAGAAGAUUCAGCAUGAUGGAAGCAUUCACAGAAACGACACCUGAAUACGCUUAUGACGAACAUGCUUUUUCCUGCAACAAGACUGACAUCCAAGAAUUUGGGAAAAUAUUUCUGCCAAUAUUUUACAUUGUAGUGUUUGCUCUUGGCCUCACAGGGAAUCUAAUGGUGGUUUUUGUCAUUGUGAAAGAAGGUGGUAAAAAAAGCAUCACUGAUAUCUAUCUCCUGAACUUGGCUAUCUCGGACCUUCUCUUUGUGAUCUCCCUCCCCUUCUGGGCUUCCCACACGGUGCGUGGAUGGACCCUUGGGACUAUUCCAUGCAGAGCCGUUUCCUCGCUGUAUUACAUUGGCUUCUUUGGGGGCAUGUUCUUUAUUACUGUUAUCAGUAUCGACAGAUAUUUGGCCAUUGUCCGGGCAACGUAUUCUCUGAAAUCCAGAACAAUGAAACAUGGCUUUCUUAUAACCUGUGGAGUAUGGCCAAUAGCGAUUUUAGUUUCAGUGCCACAUUUUGUGUUCUCCCAGCAGGUAGAAAAUGACUGCAUUUCUGUCUUCCCCCAGGAGCUGGAGAACAUCUGGCCAGUGUUCUGCAAUGUGGAGCUGAACACCAUUGGCUUUUUCACCCCAGUCUGUAUCAUAUGCUAUUGCUACUAUGGGAUGGUCAAAACCCUGCUGUCCUGCAAAAAUCAGAAAAAAACACGAGCCAUAAAACUUAUCUUGGUUGUGGUGGUUGUAUUUUUAAUGUUUUGGUCCCCCUACAAUGUACUGAUUUUUCUAGAGACUUUAAAGCACUAUGAGUUAUUCACAAGUUGCAACCAAAUUAAAUCAUUGGACUAUGCAAUGCACCUGACCGAAACCAUUGCAUUCAGUCACUGUUGUCUCAAUCCCCUUAUCUAUGCCUUCGCUGGGGAGAAAUUCAGGAAAUACCUUUAUCAAGUCUGCUUAAAGUACUGCCCAUUCCUGUGUUUCUGUGGCCCCUGCAGUCGCUACCAGGUGACCUAUUCGGCUAGUUAUGCAGAAAGCGUUGUGAGCAGUAACAUAACCCUGAACACCAGUGAACAGGAUGGCUCUGUCUUUGUCUAAAAGGCUUUGUGAAGAAGUGUAUGUAAAUAUGUCUUCUGCAGGGCUAACUACUACUGGCAGUGUAAGAGAACAACCCCUCGCCUUGGAUACAAGGAGUGUUGUAUAUGUUUAUUUAGUGUGAAUCUAAGGGGUAUUGUAUAUGAUUGGUUAGCGUGAAUCUAGACUCUUUCCUUUUUGAUUAAGCAUUAUGGAUAGUUAAUCUAAGGCUAGGGACGGGAUGUCUUGGCCAUCAGCUCACUCAUUUAGGUAAUGACAAAUGCUCCUUUUUAGAAGAAAAAUGAGUGAGACUUGCUAAGAGAAGAUAGCUCGAAGUAGUCAUUUCUAGGUAACGAGGGUUAGGAUACUUCAUCGAUCAAGACCACCAAAGACUGAAGAGAGGAAAGCAUGCAUGGAAGAAUCAGAAGUGGAGACAAGAAGAACGACUCAGUGCCAUUAUAUAACUUAUGUAGAUUAGAAUGAAUAUGCAUUAGAUAGGUAGAAACGUAGAAUCAUAGAAUGUCCUGAGUUGGAAGGGACCUGCAAGGAUCAUCGAGUCCAACUUCUGUCCCUGCACAGGACAACCCCAAAAUUCACACCAAAUCUCUGAGGGGUGUUGUCCAAGUGUUUCUUGAAUAUUGUCCGGCUUGGUGCCGUGACUGCCUCCCUGGGGAGCCUGUGCCAGUGCUCCACCACCCUCUGGGUGAAGAACCUUUUCCUAAUAUCCAGCCUAAACCUCCCCUGGCACAUCUUCCUGACAUUCCCUCGGUUCCUGUCAUUGGUCACCAGACAGAAGAAAAUAUAUAUGGACUUACUAUGUAAAUAUGGUAAGGUAGCCAGUUUCAAUGUGCUUGAUUUGUGGAAAACCACUGAGUGCCCAGGCUUGUGCAACCCUGAAAUAAAUUAGCAAUGCCUCUCC
Phalacrocorax carbo (great cormorant) is the source of this 3255-nucleotide messenger RNA. The record is from RefSeq and is a predicted model, not a curated record. NCBI's taxonomy places the organism in Eukaryota, Metazoa, Chordata, Aves, Suliformes, Phalacrocoracidae.